UUCUUGCAAAAGCCAAUGCAUUUGUCGUCUCCAAGUAGAAGUACUUCACGUUGUAUACCUCUUCGACCACAUGCUGUCAAAACCGUAUUCAUUAAAAAUAACAUUAAUAAUACGUACGUAUCCGAAUACGUAUAUACGUGUCUACACCUUCUUCUUAAAACUCCAAAACACUUCUGUUUCUGUCCCUGUCUCUCAAUGGCUCAUCUUCUCGCCCUCUGCUCCCUCCUCUCUCUCCUCUUCCCGGCGUGCUUCUCCGCCGCGGUGACGGGCGAGGCAAAUGCACGCGCCGCCGCGAACGAGUACCUGAAGCUGCCGUUGCUACGCAAAUCGCCGUUUCCUUCUCCGACGCAAGCUCUCGCCUUGGACACUCACCGUCUCGCUCUUCUCUCCCUUCGCCGGAAAACUCUUAAACCCAUACCAGCGGUCAAAUCUCCGGUGGUCUCCGGCGCAGCUACCGGAUCUGGUCAGUACUUCGUCGAUCUCCGGCUGGGUCAACCGCCGCAGUCGCUCCUCCUCGUCGCCGACACCGGAAGCGACCUUGUCUGGGUCAAAUGCUCCGCCUGUCGGAACUGUUCCCUCCACGCGCCGGGCACCGUGUUCCUCACGCGCCACUCGUCCACAUUCUCUCCCACUCACUGCUACGACCCGGUUUGCAGGCUCGUCCCUAAACCGGGUCGGGCCCCGGUUUGUAACCAUACCCGGAUCCACUCCACGUGUCCGUACGAGUACUCGUACGCGGACGGGUCGCUCACCUCCGGUUUAUUCGCCAGAGAAACGACGUCGUUGAAGACGAACUCCGGUAAAAAGGCGAAGCUCAAGAGCGUGGCUUUCGGGUGCGGGUUUCGGAUCUCGGGUCCAAGCGUUUCAGGUACGAGCUUCAAUGGGGCCCACGGAGUAAUGGGCCUGGGCCGUGGGCCCAUUUCGUUCGCAUCCCAGCUCGGUCGUCGUUUCGGGAACAAAUUCUCCUACUGCCUUAUGGACUACACUCUCUCUCCACCUCCGGCGAGUUACCUCAUCAUCGGCGACCAAAACGCCGUCGUUUCGAAGAUCCCGAGGCUCUUCUUCACUCCAUUGUUGGCCAACCCGUUUUCUCCGACGUUCUAUUACCUCCAGAUCAAGUCCGUUUCCGUCAACGGCGCGAAAUUACGGAUCCACCCCUCCGUCUGGGACAUCGACGACUCCGGCAACGGAGGCACCGUCAUCGACUCCGGCACCACUCUCUCCUUCCUCGUCGCGGCACUGAGACGGCGGAUCCAGCUUCCGAUCGCCGCGAAGCCGACGCCGGGGUUCGAUCUCUGCUUCAACGUCUCCGGUGUCUCGAAACCGGAGAUGGAUCUUCCGAGGCUGAAGUUUGAGCUCGCAGGAGACGCGGUGUUCGUCCCGCCGCCGAGGAAUUACUUCAUCGAGACGGAGGAGGAGAUCCAGUGUCUGGCGAUCCAACCCGUGAAUUCUCGGGUCGGGUUCUCGGUGAUUGGGAAUCUUAUGCAGCAAGGGUUCUUGUUCGAGUUCGACAGGGACAGAUCACGGCUUGGUUUUUCUCGACGCGGUUGCGCUUUGCCGUGAUGUUCGCCGGAAUAUUCCGUUUCCGGCUCACUGGUCUGGAGGAGUGCAACUCGUUGGUUCAAAGAUUCUUUUUCUUUUGUCUUUUUUUUUUUGGUCGCCUAAAGGACAAGAUUGAGUGGCAGUUCACUGUUUUAGAAAAAUACUAAAUAAAAAAUCUUUUUUGAGUGUGUAUUUUGAUUUUGAUUAUUAUCUUUGAAUAUUACAGAAUAUAAUUAACCAGUA
Molecule: messenger RNA, 1785 nt
Organism: Tarenaya hassleriana
Lineage: Eukaryota; Viridiplantae; Streptophyta; Magnoliopsida; Brassicales; Cleomaceae
Product: aspartyl protease family protein 2
Biological process (GO): proteolysis
Molecular function (GO): aspartic-type endopeptidase activity
Source: RefSeq, a predicted model, not a curated record